Trametes versicolor FP-101664 SS1 is the source of this 1080-nucleotide messenger RNA. RefSeq lists its product as uncharacterized. Bases 1 to 1080 code for a protein of 359 amino acids. The record is from RefSeq and is a predicted model, not a curated record. Lineage: Eukaryota; Fungi; Basidiomycota; Agaricomycetes; Polyporales; Polyporaceae. Gene Ontology annotation, cellular component: perinuclear endoplasmic reticulum; endoplasmic reticulum membrane; cortical endoplasmic reticulum. The transcript has 6 exons. Gene Ontology annotation, biological process: endoplasmic reticulum inheritance; septin ring assembly.
AUGGCUCCCUGGCUGCUCUGGCAUGCCGUCGCUAGUACCGCAAGACUCUCCACGGUCCUCCAGAUCCUGAUAUUCCUCCCGCUCACGCUCUCGACGCUCUCCAAGUCUGCCUUCCUGCUGCUCUCGCUGCUGCUCUUCCUGCACUCGCUCAUCCAUGGCACGCUCGUGCUCCUCUGGGGCUCGCGCGCGCUGAGCGUGAUGCAGGUGCCCAUGCACCCCUUCCUGCUCCUCGUCUGCUUCAACGCGUUCUCGGAUACCGUGCACCCCGCACUCACGGUCGCGGCCGCGUGGUGGGGCCGAAUUCUGCACUGGUCGAGCCCCGGGUUCAUCGUGAUGGAGGGCAUGUCAAGCCUGCUCGUCGCGCAGCGCCUCGGGCAAGUCGGGAAGGAGCUCGUCGGCGAGGGCGAGGCGUAUCAGUUUGGGCUGCUCGUCGCGGCCGCGGCGGCCUAUGUUGCGUCGGCGUGGUGGAUCGUGGUGUCCUACCCGGCUGCGGCAGCUUCCCCUCUGUCUUCAACACUCCUCGGCGUGGCGUUGACUAGCUUGAUCUUCCUGACCUUCAUCGGGUUCGGGUUACGGAGGACGAACGUCAUCGAGUCAAGCUGCCUCGCACUCAUAGUCGCGUACAACGUCUGGCUGUGCGGCGUAGAUGACGCGCUCGUCCUUGACCCGGCUCUCUCCUAUACCCCUCUCCUCUCGAACAUCAUGCCCCACCUCCAGACCCUGGUCAACUUUGUCUCGAACACGCUCCCGAAGCCGGUCCUGUUCGCCCUCAUCUACCGACUGGUCGUGAUGCACUUCGCGUCUCACAUCUUGCCCACCAUUGGGGCGGACAGCUGGGAGGAUGAGACUGGUGUGGACGAUGGCUGGGACGGCAGACCGACGUCGAAGCUAACUCACCUGCUGCUGACCUAUCGGCAAUCGAUCUUCGUUACGGUAUACUCCCACUUACUUCUCUUGGAUCAUUCUUCACAGGUUUGGUGGAGGUGGAUGAACAUAUUCUUCACGUUGGCUAUCUGGUCCGUAGAGCUCCUCGUGAGCAACGAGGAUGAAGCUGUUACGAAGAAAUGGAAAGUCGAUUGA